Molecule: messenger RNA, 2648 nt
Organism: Aspergillus versicolor CBS 583.65
Lineage: Eukaryota; Fungi; Ascomycota; Eurotiomycetes; Eurotiales; Aspergillaceae
Exons: 2
Coding region: 12-2258 (748 amino acids)
Biological process (GO): nuclear-transcribed mRNA catabolic process, nonsense-mediated decay
Cellular component (GO): telomerase holoenzyme complex
Molecular function (GO): telomerase RNA binding; protein binding; telomeric repeat DNA binding
Source: RefSeq, a predicted model, not a curated record
GACGGUCGCGCAUGGUAAUUUCGUCAGACGAGGAGUCGGCACCCUCGAAUCGCGCACAACAGUCCACCACUUUCUCUCUCUCCAAGGCGCGAGCUGGUUCUAGCGAUUUUCCUGACGACCAUGCCUCCGAUGCGCCGAGUAAUAAAGUUGCUGAAAUUACACAUCCGAUCCACCUCCAGGAGCUUCGCCAACCACGACGGGAUAAUCAGGGAUCCCGUCCAGGAACUGCGCGCAGUCGGCCCGUUAGCCAACACGCAGCGGACAACCGGACAGGGAAAACAAGCACCAGUGACAGCGAGUCGCGGCUAUGGGAUUCCCUCAACUCGACAGAGGGCCUAGGAAGCAACGAUGAACACUCAUCUUGGACGCAGUCCCACUUACUACCCUCGAGCCCUGGUUCGCACGACAAACAACGCCCAAUCAUCACAACCGCGAACCUAGAUGAAAUACGCACCCUAUCGGCGGCAUAUGGCGAGUCGGGAGAAGGCCUGAGCUAUGGUCAGGAAGCCGCCCAGCGUCUGAGCAAGGAGCAGUCGCAUGAAGGAGGAGACUAUGUGGCUGAUGGAGGUACAGCAUCUUGCAUUCUACAGCCAGAGGUUAAACUAAGCCCCGCAACAGAAGAUAAUAAGUAUAGAUACAUUCACAACAUCUAUGGCGGAGUACUCAUAGCGGAAUCUGCUUGUAUACAACAAUCCAAGGCAUGGUCCCAAUCGGAAAACGAAAUGGGGCCUCAACAGCUUCACAAAAUAACCUUCGUGCAUCGACUCCUACUCCUUGAGGUUAUCGACUUUCUCAAGGCUUCGCAAGCUCCGGAAGAACCUCCCCACAUUAAGCGUCUUGCUGUGGAAUAUCGCAUUCCGGUUCGGCUUUGGCGCAAUGGGAUUGGUUCUUUGUUUGAAGUGCUACGCCAUCGGCUUCCCGGCUCCUUAGAACACAUGCUCAUGUUCAUCCAUCUGGCCUACUCGACGAUGACUCUUUUGCUACAGAUCGCCCCCGCAUUUGAAGACAAUUGGAUCGAGUGUCUCGGCGACAUCUCAAGGUACCGCCUAUCCCUCGAAGAAUCCAACUCUCCCGAACGUGUUGUCUGGGUCGGGAUCGCUAGGUACUGGUAUAACAAAGCCGCCGAUAAGAACCCCGGUGUCGGCAGAAUCCAGCAUCAUCUUGCGGUACUGGCUUGGCCGGAUAUUGUGCAGCAGCUAUUCUACUAUACAAAGUCACUUGUCUCUGUACGCGCAUUUGCCGGCUCUAAGGAAAGUAUCUUUUUGUUGUUCAAUCCACUUUGGAAACCCCCGAGACCUGUUCGCCGUCUUACAGACCUGUUGGUGACCACAUUCGUGGCAGCACAUCGCCAUCUCUACACCAAUGAACUGAGCGAGCCUUUCACGGACACAUGCGACGACUUCCUAUCGUACCUGGAUCAUUCUAUAGGUGAAAUGGGUUCCAAUUUCAAGCUACAAGGAGUUUACAUUUCGUCCUGCAAUUUCGCCGCUGUGCUCGAAUAUGCCUCUCCCGAUGCGCUUUUGUUGGGUGAAUUUUCCACCAACGCUGCGCAGUCAAUAUCCCUGGACAAUAUCUAUUUUGCCUCCCGCAAAUUCUGGACGCCUGUUAGCGAUCUUAAGACCGUCGAAGAUGACUUUCUUGCACUCCGCGAUUCCAAGAUUAUCUCGCCGGGCGUUUUCUAUAGUUCCUGUCUAACAUUCCAGACAUUGUCGAUUAUGCUGGACCAGAUCGGCAAUAAGAACAUUUACCCUUCCUUCCACACUACUCUCGCCUUUCUCUGGUGCUUAGCCCGGACUCCCGGUAGCAUGAAGCGCAUUGAAGCUCUAGUGCCAUGGAAAGAGAUGGCCGCAUUUCUCAACACCCUGACACGCCAUUUUACCGACUUUACUCUUAUUGAAGGAACGGAGUUUCCAAGUACGAACGAAGACAGAUGGCUUCCCGAGGACUUCCUAAUCCGCGGCCAAAUUUGGAGCCAGAAUCUAUACCCGGCUGACUUCUUUGUCGGAGCCCCAACUGCGGAGAAUGGUCGAAAUAUCGAACCACCGUCUCGGGACCUUUUGCGGAUGCAUAGAUGUCUGUGGUUUGGAGUCAGGCUUGCUAUGUUCGACCGCUGGAUGACAUACGAUACGACUUCCCGAAAAUUUACCGCCACGGAAUUUACCUCGAAACUGAACGAAAUAGCCCAAAAACACAGCCCAUUCUACGGAAAAGGUCUGCAAAAGCGACCCGGCACUGACACGAACACUCAUGACACUUGAUAUUAUUGAUGCUUGUGCGUCAUUCUAUCUCGAGUGUCGAGAACUUACGUUCUCUGAUUGCAAUCAAGCCUCUGCAGGUGAUUUUCAGGUGCACAUACACGAUUCAAUGUGUCUGUCGAACAGCCGCAGUACUUGGGUAGAGAUUGCGUGUACUCUAUUAAUAUCAACUGAGUACAUCCAGCCUACACCACAAACGGUGAGGGCUAGAUGUAGGCAAGUAGGCCAUAAGGGCCAGCGAAGGUGCAGGACAAGUGUGCAUUUGUCCCUUCUGCUUGAUUUGUUAGCAUCUAACUAUGGGCUUUGCAUUCAGAAUAAGGCCGCUCUAUGUGCAUUACCAUUCUACAGUCGGACACAUAUCCCAGUAUAUAUUAAAUAAUAUAUUACGCCCGU